CGCACGUCAGCGGCGCGCGCCGGCCGUGGCGGCCCCCGCGCUGAGACUCGGCCGCCAUGACCUCCGCGCUGGAGAACUACAUCAACCGUACUGUUGCAGUAAUUACUUCUGAUGGAAGAAUGAUUGUGGGAACACUCAAAGGUUUUGAUCAGACCAUAAACUUGAUUCUGGAUGAAAGCCAUGAACGAGUGUUCAGUUCUUCACAAGGAGUUGAGCAAGUAGUGCUGGGCUUAUACAUUGUAAGAGGUGAUAAUGUUGCUGUGAUUGGUGAAAUUGAUGAAGAGACAGAUUCAGCUCUUGACUUAGGGAAUAUUCGAGCAGAACCUUUAAACUCAGUUGUGCACUGAAAAGAUGAAAAUGCACAGGGACUUUGUAAAUCUUUGGUUGUACAGACCUAUUUCGCAAUGUGGACAGUUUCUACAAAUUGUGUUUAAUUUGUUUAGUCACCAUUUUUUUAUUAUGAAUAUGGUGUAGUUUUGCAUGUAAAUUAAAGUUUCUACAUUUUGCUAAAGAUAAUUUCAUUGAAUUUCUUUUGGGAUUUCAUGCUGCGUAAUUUCACUGGGAAAUGCAAUCAGUAUCAAUGAUGGUCCUGAUACUGUGUUUGUAUACCUUGUUCUUAAAAUAAGAUCUCAUUCCUAAAGGUAAACCAAGGUUUUUCAUGUUAACCCAGGAUUAUUUGAAGGUGGAUGUGUAACAGUCAAUUUAACCAUCUCUAAAUGUAGUUGUGGCUGUAAGUAGAAAAUUGUUCUUUGUAGUUUUUUUGUGUAUGUGUGUAGUGUAGAAAGAAAGAACGUUAAAAGCUUUCACAGUCAAAUUAGUGACUUGUGCACAUAAUACUUUUUUUUUGUCAUGUCAGACUUUGUUGUUCCCCAAGACUAUACUGGAAGUGUGGGAGUUUGUAAUGCCUUGAUCUUUGCAGACAAAUUAGAGAAACAGACUUCUGAGCAGGAACAAAAAACUCAAAUGCAUGCAUUUAUUUGGAACCCGUUAAAUUCUAGACCAACUCAUUCUCUAUCUUCACCUUUCAGCAGUUGUGUUGCUCAAAAUUUGGGUAAGAUUUACAGAAUGAGAAUUCUGUGUUUGCUAAUGUGUAACCGUUGUCUUAGAAUGUAGUUUAGAAGACACAGAAGUACUUUAGGUAGGUAAAGGUAGGUAAAUUAUUUAUUUUGAAAGCAAUCUGCCUUAAUAUUGAAUAUAAGAAUUCCAUGUAACAAUGAUCACUUAUAGACCUCUUAUACAUCAGCCACAGCCAAGCUAAGUGGGACAAGCUCUGUGCAGCAUAGUAUGUUUGAGGCCACAUCAGCAUGAAGAAGUCUACUCUUGACCAAAGCUGUUUUUGUUAUUCUCUGAUGUCCCACGGGUCCAGUAUUUUUCCCUGUAUAUAAAUGUGCUGUCAAAGAAAAAAGGAAUUUUAACGUGCAUAUUAGGGGGUUUUAUACUGAUUUUAAUACUAAGUGGGAUUUGGUACUUUCCAAUUGCAAGUUCACUGUUUUGAAACCAAAUACAUUGAAGUGAAAAUACUU
Molecule: messenger RNA, 1523 nt
Organism: Catharus ustulatus (Swainson's thrush)
Lineage: Eukaryota; Metazoa; Chordata; Aves; Passeriformes; Turdidae
Gene: LSM8
Product: LSM8 homolog, U6 small nuclear RNA associated
Exons: 4
Coding region: 57-347 (96 amino acids)
Biological process (GO): mRNA splicing, via spliceosome
Cellular component (GO): U6 snRNP; precatalytic spliceosome; U4/U6 x U5 tri-snRNP complex
Molecular function (GO): RNA binding
Source: RefSeq, a predicted model, not a curated record